AUGCCACAGCUGCUUUUCUACAAUGAUGGCAAAGGGUAUUUGCAGCAAAAUGAUCUAUCAAGUGGCCCUCCUAUUGCUCCUAUCAAUCAAUCUAGCCAGCCCAAUCUCAGUGUCAAUACAUCUUCAUUAUCUAACCCAGCAAGUCGCACCGGCUCUCCAUCACUCUCAGUACUUGGGCUUUUGCCAGCACCUGGUCCAAGCCCUUCUGUACUUACGGAGAAUUUAUCGCAGCCUGCUAGUCCAUGGGGGAUGCAUUAUACUAUGCCUAGUCUGCCAUCAACAUCUCGCCCUGUCUCCCGUACUUUAACUGGUGUGGCCAGCGGACCUCUUUGCCCUGACAUUCAAGUUAGCGACAUCUCAAAAGAGAGAAAGACUGCAGAUAAUUUCCUCAGAAUACUUGAGGAAGUUAUCAAGAAUGUGAACGAGUCCUGGGUCUCUCAGGUUAUUGCUGUAGUUACUGACGCUUCUGGAGAGUCUCGCAAAGCUCGGCAGCUUCUGGGCAUCAAAUUCCCCUCAAUGAUAGUUCUCGAUUGUUACGCGCACCAGAUAAACCUUAUUGUGGGCAAUUACUUCAAGUCUCGCUCUGAUCUAUUUGUCUAUACCAAUCUCGCAAACAAAUUGAUCAGCUGGCUUCGAGGGAAAAUCAUUUUCCUGGCCCUCAUCAAGGAAUUUCAGAAGAACACUGGGGAAUCCGCUACUGCAGUUAUUUGGGCGGUUCUGACUCGAUGGACGGCUCAUUUUAUGGCGUAUAAACGCCUUCUUGAUCUCAAGUUUUGUCUGAUGCAGCUCUCUGGUGCUGAGCUUGCAUGUAAGGAUAAGAAACUCAUUAUGACAGGUGAUAAAAAAUCAAGAGAAAAGGCAGAGUCCAUGCUCUGGUUGAUUCAAGAUCACCCAAAUACUUUCUGGCCUGCAAUUCAGAAGGUUCAUGAUCACCUUGAGCCUCUUGCGAUUGCAGCCAAUAUCACCCAGGCUGCUCAAUGUCACCUCUAUACAGUCUUGCUGAUGUUUGGCUAUCUCAUCAAAAAAUAUCGCAAGCUUCUGUCAAGCGAUCCUGAGGGCAACAAAGCGUGCACGGCCAUCAUCUCGAGCAUUGAGGCUCACUGGUCCAGGGCUGAUCAAGAGUUAUUCAUUGCUGCUAUCAUUCUCAAUCCACUUUUUGUUCGCAAGCCAUUCGCUCCCAGCACUCAUUUGAGUGUUGCUGGGAUAAUUAUGCUCUUAGAACGCUUGUAUUGCCGUCUCUUUUCCUGCAGCUCAGCCCCUCCUGGCUUUAGCCGGCAGCUGAUGCACAACAUCUUUGCAUUUGGGACUAUUCUAACAAAACUACGCGCCAGCCUUGGAACUGUAACACUGCAGGGACUUGCAGAACUAAAGAUGAUGAUUAGAGACAAACACCGGGACAAGAAAUUGCUGGCAAAGCAGCGCCUCUUUCAGUCUAUGCAAGAGCAAACACGGGAUAACUACUUCCUUCCUAUUUCUACAUUCCCUCCACCAUCUCCCAUUGCUUUGGAUGAGGCGGCUACACCACCCUUUACUGAGCUAAAUAGCUCAGAAGAACCUUCAUCACCACAAGCCUAG
Messenger RNA from Coniophora puteana RWD-64-598 SS2, 1575 nucleotides. RefSeq lists its product as uncharacterized. The record is from RefSeq and is a predicted model, not a curated record. The coding region runs from base 1 to 1575 and encodes 524 amino acids. The transcript has 6 exons. NCBI's taxonomy places the organism in Eukaryota, Fungi, Basidiomycota, Agaricomycetes, Boletales, Coniophoraceae.